ACCCACAGACAAAAUUUUCACCCACUACUCCAAAAUGUGGAAACAUAAAUCCCGGAAAGAUACUAAGACCCCAGACCAUGACGUCAACCUCCUCCUGUUGGGCGAAACAGGCGCCGGAAAGUCAACUUUGGUAAACUCCAUUUCGAAUUACUUCAAAUAUUCCAGUUUCAAGAAAGCUCGAAAAGGAAAACUCGAUGUUUUAAUUCCGUUGUGCCUAAACAUUAACGGCGAAAGCAAAGUUUUUGGUAAAUCAGACGACAACGAAGUCCACGAAGAGGGCAAAUCGGCCACUCAGAACGUCAAAGUGUACCUAUUCCCUGUCAAACUGCAGAAUAGAGCCUUCAAAUUGAGGUUGAUUGAUACGCCGGGGCUUGGAGAUCCCAGAGGAAUGGAUCAGGACAAUGUCCAUUUGGACAACAUUCUUUCAUACAUAGCCACGCUGAAGAAGCUCCACGGGAUUUGUAUUGUUUUGAAGGCGAAUCAGACGAGGUUUACCAAGUUCGUGGAGUACUGUCUUAAGCAGAUGUUGACACGACUGGAUAAAAGCGCCAGUCAGAAUAUCAUUUUUAUUACUACUUAUAGCAAAACGUCUGACUACACUGCUGAAAGUUGUAAAAAACACUGUCUGUUGCCACUAGUUAGAAGCAUAAUGUCAAGACCUCCACAUGUAGAAAUUCCUUUAAGCGAUAACAUUUUUGCUGUGGAGAACGAAGGAUUCAGUGCCUUGUUGGGUAUCCAGAAGGGCCUAGAUUAUGACAAACACAAAAUAAAUAGUAUGAAGCAUAGCUGGGAAAAGUCGUCAAAGGAAAUUCGACGUUUGUUAAAAUACAUUAUUGGAGGUCCGAAAAACGCAGCUUUGAAACCACAUGACGUUGAAAAUACAAUCAGUAUCAACAAGGUCAGAGUUCUCGUUGAACAACUCACAACUCCUAUUGCUGAAGUAUCAGAACUUAUACAAGACAAUCUCAGAUUAGUUGACAGACACAAGGAAAAACUGACUUUGGAGGACCAAAGUCUUGAAGAAUUGAAACAGCAACUGCACAUACCCUACAUUGACCUUGAAGUGAAAGAACUUAGUCAUCCUGUAACCGUUUGUAUGAAGUGUGCGGACGUUGUAAAGGUCAAUAACGUCACGCAAUUGGAUUAUAAACAGAGAUGUCACAACCGUUGUAGACUGAUUGGAGUUUCCAAAGAAAUGAUCGGCGAUCCGAGAAUCCGUAAUUGUUACGCCAUGGAUAAAGACAUAUGCAAGAAGUGUGGAUGUGACUGGAAAGUUCACUUGCACAUCUACAAAGAAACCAAAAAAGUUGACGGUAAGAAAGAAGACCAAAACGUGAAAAACGCAAUAAAGAGCAAAGAAGAUGCUCAGGCUGAAAUAAAGAAACUGAUGAAAGAAUUAAAUCAACGGGAGGCAGAACUCAAAGAAGAAAGCGAAAGCAUUUCUAAAAUGGUCGCCCAGUUUUCGUACUUCUUGCAGGAACACGCACUGACGCCCUUCAAUGACGCCUACAAAGACUACAUUGGGCAACUUAUCGAAAACGAAAAACGUCUAGGAAAGUUCGCUGAUCAGCAAGUCAUCGCACAACUCGAGAAAUUCCUCAGUCACCACCAACACAUGCAAGAAGCCUUCCAAGAAAGCCAGAAAAAAUUCCAAACGGGAGCUGUAAGCAAAAGUCUGACUCCUGAAGAAAUCCAGAACAGUAUCUCAAAGCUCUAUAAUUUGAAACACAUGGGGUCAACCAUACAAGAACUGAUACACAAAUCGAGCGGUUGUCGCAACAAAGAAACCCGGGAAAAUUUCACUGUCGUCGUGGGGCAAGAAUUCAACUUGGACAACGAAACGGUCGAAAAAGAACAACACCAAAAAGUGGAAUACAGCAGAGAUGACUAUGACCUAAACAGAACCAGCGGCAGCGAUUACGACGAACCUAGAGCCAGAGAGUCGAGAACCUUCAGAAACAAUCAUCACUCACGACGAACAUCUUCGGAGAGACGCAGACAAUUGGGCCAACAUUCUAGGGAUGCAGAUGGUCAUAGUGCUGUAAAACUGCGUAGAAGUGAGUCUGGCGCAAGAGCAUCUUCAUCCAAACGUGGUAAAAAUAAAAAAUCUGAGAAAAAAUCACAUAGAGAACACCAUAAAGUGGAUCAUUCACCUAGACGCCGUCGCCGUGAUAGCGACUAUGAUUCCGAUGACCGAGAUUUAAGACAAUCAUCCAGAAAGGUUGACUUUAAAUCUGAUACCGAAAGUGAUGAUUCACAUGAUAAUCAAUCCGAUGGAUCACUUGGGAGCGAAAACAGUGUCGAAUCAUCUAAGCAAACUCGUCGAUCACGUAGUGUAGAAGAAGACCACCAUAGAAAAUCCGAGAAAAAAUCACAUAGAGAACACCAUAAAGUGGACCCGUCACCUAGGCGCCGUCGCCAGGAUAGCGACUAUGAUUCCAAUGACCGAGAUUUAAGACAAUCAUCCAGAAAGGUUGACUUUAAAUCUGAUACCGAAAGUGAUGAUUCACAUGAUAAUCAAUCCGAUGGAUCACUUGGGAGCGAAAACAGCGUCGAAUCAUCUAAGCAAACAGGAUCUAAAUCUUAUAAAGUCAAUGAUUCAGAUGAUGAUCAUCCUAAGAAGACAAAGCGUGCCAAAAAUAACUCCUCUCGUCAAGCAAGAGAUGUAGAAUACGACGACACAACAACUGGGACAAAAUCAAGGAACAAAACAGACAAAAAGUUGGAAGACUCAUCUAGGCAGCGUCGCCAUAGAAGCGAUAGCUAUGAUUCAGACGAUCAUGACCACAGAAAAUCGUCUCGAAAGGGUCAUACUACUAAAAGUAAAGAUAAAUCGAGUUCUGCAAAGCACCACUCAGAUGAUGACCAUUCGACCAAAAACCCUGUCAAGCAAUCCAAGAACCCAAAAAAGUCUAAAUCUGCUAAUAAAAACCAUGAUUCAGAUGCUGACCGUCCCACCCAGUCUGCCAAAACUGGGCGCAAUGUACACAAAGCAGAUUCCGAUCUUAAAUCUACAAGAUCUUCCAGAAGCAAACAUGCUAAACCCGCAGAUUCUAAAACCCCAAGAAAAUCUAGUCCUGUUGAUAAACCUAACGAACGGGAUACAUAUGAUACUAAACUCUCCAGAAAAGAACGCGGUACCAAAGAAAGAGAGUUCGAAAGUCAGAAGAACCCUAAAUCUGAGGAAAAAUUGUCUGAUUCUAGUAGCAGCGAUGAACUGCGGGAUACUAAGCCUGAAAAGCAAAAAGAAUCGAAAUCUGGUUCAUCGCAGAAUGCGAAAAGAUACGAAGUGUCUUCUACGAGCACUUCAUCUGAUGGUUCUUCUUCAUUUGAGACCCAUACAGUUGUAGCAAAAAAUUCAGAAAGUAGCGAAAGUGAUUCCGAAUCCAAUGAAGGUACCGAAAGUGGAAGUGAUUUUGAAACCGUUUUGAGUUGAUAUCUAGAAUUGAAAACUUAAAAACUCAUUGCUACUGUUGCACAGACUAUAUAAAUAUAGUUUGUUUCAAAUUGUAUUAACUCUAAAGUAAAUAUAUAAACAUUGUUGUCUACGAA
Zophobas morio is the source of this 3552-nucleotide messenger RNA. RefSeq lists its product as uncharacterized. The transcript has 4 exons. The coding region runs from base 35 to 3436 and encodes 1133 amino acids. NCBI's taxonomy places the organism in Eukaryota, Metazoa, Arthropoda, Insecta, Coleoptera, Tenebrionidae. The record is from RefSeq and is a predicted model, not a curated record.